CACGCGUGUUCGCCGAUAUAACCGUGAUCAGUUGCGUCGAGGAUUUUUAUCGUCAUCCCCGUCCGAACAUCGACUUCCUCUUUCACCCGUCCAACACCACCACCAUCCCCCACCCCUUGGACAUCACACGCGUCCAGCCACGCGAUCACCGGGAUCACCGAUCCGGAUGGUUUCGCGCAACGGUGACCAACGAGCCGGUCAGUCCUAAUGAACACCUGAUCCACGGUGAUUGAACAUCCCCUCGAUUGGAUGCAUCUGCGAGACGUGAUCGGUGUCAUCGGUGAAUCAUCUGUUACGAUGAUCGGGAAACGUCGGUUUUCUAUCGAACGAAUUUUUUGAAUACGCGCGUGUCGAUCGGUUGACUUUGAAUUCGAGGAUCUCCGUGCUGCUCGAACAGACGGUUUCGAUCGAAUAAGAAAUCGUUUUACCUUGGUGAAAUAAAUCGGGAAGUUUGAAGAGUUUCGUCGCGAGUUGAAGAAGGGAGGAAGGAUUGAAUUUUAGAUUGAAAUUGUGUUGAGAAACUGUUGGGAUAAGGAUAAUCGACGAACUUGUUCUGUGUAGAAUCAGUGCGGUUAUGAUAGACAAUUGUGAACGGUGCGACGGGCCGAGCGAACGGUGAAGUGUUCAGUGAAUAUUCAGAGACUUCAACGCUCGGUUAGAAGGUAACCGAGGGAUACAGGCAGACGACGAACACGACCACGACGACGAAGCGAUUUCAAUUCGGAAGGAGACGAGGGGUUGACGAGACACCUCGUCCAAAUCGACGGGGUGUUGUCCACGGCGGAGGAGGGUGGCGGAAGAGGAGGGUUGGAAGAAGGGUGGCGUGCUAUGAUCAGCAUGGAGCUUCCGGCACACGCGACGCAGCAUGGUGCUCUUCACCUGGGGGUCGGGGUCGGGGUCAACCCAGGUGACCCAGCCGGAAGUGCCCUGACCGCCAUUCAUCCGCAUCCUCAGGAUCCCCUGGUCCUCCACCACCAUAAUCACGGAGCUGCAACUCCCGGAGGUAUGAACGAGGACUCCAAGAAAAAACAUGACGGAGGCCACGGGAUGAACCAGGACGGCCACGGUGGAGUUAACCAGCUCGGCGGCGUCUUCGUGAACGGAAGGCCCCUACCGGAUGUAGUGAGGCAGAGGAUCGUCGAGCUAGCGCACAGCGGCGUCCGACCGUGCGACAUUUCCAGACAACUCAGGGUAUCUCACGGCUGUGUAUCCAAGAUACUGUCGAGGUAUUACGAAACCGGCAGCUUCAAGGCUGGCGUGAUAGGCGGCUCGAAACCUAAGGUGGCGACGCCGCCGGUCGUCGAAGCGAUCGCCAACUACAAGAGGGACAAUCCGACAAUGUUCGCCUGGGAGAUCAGGGACCGAUUGCUGGCCGAAGGCAUUUGCUCUCAAGACAACGUGCCAUCCGUCUCCUCGAUCAAUCGAAUCGUGAGGAACAAAGCGGCGGAGAAGGCGAAACACGCGCAUCAGCAGCAGCAGGCGCAGCAGCAGCAAGGUCAGCAACAAGGUCAGCCGGGAUCAGGUGGUUCCGUGUCGGUGAUAGCCCAUGCACCUGCAACUGCAGCGGGUCAUCCGGCUGCAACCGCUCCCAACGCUUACAGCAUUAGCGGCAUCCUGGGAAUCCCGGCUCACCAUCAGGACCCCAAUGGCAACAGCAUCAAGCGGAAACGUUCCGACGACGACGACAAUCGAGACCUGAACGACCAUCCCGAGGACGACUUGAAGAGACAGAGAAGCAAUUACAACGGCGACCAAUUGUAUUCGAACCUGUGGUCGAGUAAAUGGAGCAUCAAAGACGAACACAAGCUGCUGAGCGAGCUCGGCGGUGGAGGCGGAGGUGCGACCGGUGGUACGAACGGCGCUGGAACCGGCGGAGGUGGCGGUGGCGGUGGUAACGGCGGAGGUGGCGGCGGUGGUGGCGGAGGUGGCGGUGGCGGAGGUUACUACGAACACGGAGGAUUCCCCGGGAACGCGAUUGCCACCUCCGCCGAGCUAUACGACUCCCUGGGCACCAUCAGCACGAUGACGCAAGCGCAAACGCCCCAUCUCUACACCCCGCCCAUAGGGGGCACCAUAGCAGGUGGUACUUUGACGCCGCUCGCGCCACUGACGAUGCAAGAACUAAAAUUGAGCCAAACAUUGGACGGGGCUAACAUGUCUCCUUACCACACCACCGCAGAGAGCAGUACCGUCGCAGUGUCGUAUGUGGGGGUGGGGGCCGGAGGGGGCGAGCAAAGUCCCCCGAUUUCGUUGCAGAACGAGACAAACGCCACCCCCACGGCCCCUAACACCCCCGGAGGGGAUCCCGGACUGACGGUCUUGCAGCCGCCAGUUUCUCAGCCCCAGGUAGCGUCUGCGAUACCACCCUACUCCACGAUGCUUCCAAGUUUCGGACAUUACGCCACCGGUGGUGGUGACUACGCGUACAGCGCAGCAUAUUCUCAAUACUCGAGCGCACCGUACAGCGGCUAUGGUUAUGGAGCAGCGACAAGCGGGUUGCUCAACUCCACGUACUACUACUGCAACGGGGACACGCUGGCGUCUUCCCACAACAAUUCGCAGCAGAGCGGCGGAUGUAACAACGCAGGGCCAGAGAACAGCACGGACGUGGCUAGUCGCUCACCUUUGGCAGCAACCAGGGCGAGCAGCGGUGCGAGUGCGGCUUCGCCGACCGGAAGUGCAUGCACCAAGCCGGAUCACACUUCCACGCCGACCGACCUUUAUCUGGCCUGAUUGAACGACGAUACAGGAGACCAUCUUCGGGCAAAGUGUUUUCCUGGAGUGGGAACAGUAGCCAACGACUUUCGACGCCAUAUCACUGACAAUGAGUAACCAACGCUGAAACGAAAACAAUGAUCUCUUUUAACCGGCUUCGAGAAAGGACAGCCAGCAAUCAUGAUCGUCGAACGACAACGGAAACACUGACAAAUGCAUGACUAAUUUCCGCCAGGGAAAACAAUAAGCCCAGACGAACUGGCCAGACACCGUUCGCGUCGAUGCAACGCGACGUUUAUCAUCGUCCAGAGAAUUUGGUCGCGUUCUUAUCGAUAUUAUUCUGUACACACAUACACACUCAUACAGCGUGGCACUAACAAAUUCGCAUUUAUCGAUGCGACAAUCGCGAGAGAGAUAGAGACUUUGAAAAUCAUGUCGACAGACUUUCAGACCAUCGGACAAAUGAUCGUGUCGAUUACGUCGUACGACAGCGUUCAAAGCAACGAAGCGGAUCGAACAACGUUGUUAUCGGCGUUGUGUCGGAUCACCCGUGUGUCGCCACCAAUUAACAAAUUCUUUUUAACAAAAAGUCCGUAACGAAACCGUUGCUUCGACGAUGUCGAUGAACAUUUCUUUUAUUCGUGAUUCGAAUUGAACGGCAAUGACUCGACGAGUGUCUGGUCCAGCGACACUAAUGGAUAACGCUGUCGAGACACGCGGUCGAGAUUAUCAAACUUCCCGCGUUCGUUACCGACAGCGUCGGUACUCUGGUAGAGUGCGCAUAAAAUCGUAGGUAGUUUAAUUUAACGAUCCUCAGUUAGCAUAAUUUCUACGCUACACCCUCGAUCGGUCGUCUCUCCAAAUGUGCUACUACAUUCAUUUAAGAAAAGAAGAAAAAUAUAAAUUUACUCAAACACGACGAUCCCGUCGAAUGUAGUCGGGCACAUUUGUUACCGACGGCGUUAGAACGUGUACAUGUAUAUAUAUAUAUAUAUAAAGUGAGAAAGAAAAAUCUCUUUCUAUAUAUAUAUAUAUAUAUAUAAAUAUAAAUAUACAAAUAACAAUGUAAAACAAAGACACAGUCAACUGGCCAAACAAAAAAAGAAACGGCACGUUCUUUCUCCUAGUAAGCACGACGACCCCCCUAAUCCAAACCUAACCCCACCUGUGCCCCGUAUCACCCCAAAAAACGAUACAAGUAUAUAUAGUAGGUAAUAACGGAUAAGUUUAUUGAGAUUUUUAAAUCAAGAAUCGACGUAACGAUCAUUACUGUUAAGGAUAUUAUAUAUAUUUUUUGUAGAAACCAAAGACCACAGACGGAUUGCCGAAUGAGAAUUGCGUGCGUCGCGUAGCUAAGGCAGAGGCAGAGUUUUAUGGCGGUUUUAAAUGGCAUCUAGAUGUAAACGAACGCGAGUUUGCGAGCGACGCACAGGAUCGACGUAGACGCGCAAGAAAUAAGCAACGAGGAAAUGCAAAUUACGGAACCGGGAAAGCGUGAAAGGCGAAACGAAGUCGGUUCUCUUUCGUGAUAUUACCGCGAGUACGGUGUAAAAAAGAGAGGAAUCUUACCUUACG
Osmia bicornis bicornis is the source of this 4290-nucleotide messenger RNA. It is a transcript of the gene sv, whose product is annotated as paired box protein Pax-2-A. Gene Ontology annotation, biological process: regulation of transcription by RNA polymerase II; anatomical structure development. The transcript is spliced from 12 exons. Gene Ontology annotation, molecular function: DNA-binding transcription factor activity, RNA polymerase II-specific; RNA polymerase II cis-regulatory region sequence-specific DNA binding. Bases 829 to 2733 code for a protein of 634 amino acids. The record is from RefSeq and is a predicted model, not a curated record. Lineage: Eukaryota; Metazoa; Arthropoda; Insecta; Hymenoptera; Megachilidae.